Messenger RNA from Symbiodinium pilosum, 2645 nucleotides. The record is from the annotation of a GenBank genome assembly. NCBI's taxonomy places the organism in Eukaryota, Dinophyceae, Suessiales, Symbiodiniaceae.
GUGGGGAUCUUGUUGCUACGGUAGAGGUGGCUUCGGCGCGGACUUCACCCAGAACUCGUUGCUGGCCAAGUACCGCCCGGACCUGCUCCACCUGCCUACCACCAACGGUGAGCACUGCACCGGCGACGGCAUCAAGAUGGGCGAGGCCAGAGUGCCAUGUUCAAAGCGAAGCGCAGCAGCACAGGCAACGUACAGUUCAUGUCUUUCAGAGUAUUUAUUUCUCGGCUGUGUGCAUGGGCAGCAGGAGAUCGGGGCGAAGACCAUCGACCUGGAGUGGGUGCAGGUCCACCCCACUGGCCUCGUGAAGCCGGACGACGCGGAUGCCAAGAUCAAGUUCCUCGCUGCCGAGGCCCUCCGGGGUGUGGGCGGCAUCAUCCUGAACGCGGAGGGCAAGCGCUUCUGCAACGAACUGGGCCGCCGUGACUACGUCACUGGCGAAAUGUGGAAGAGCAAGCCGCCAUUCAGGCUCUGCCUCAACAAGGCCGCCUCCGAUGAGAUCAUCUGGCACUGCAAGCACUACACAGGGCGUGGCGUCAUGAAGUUCUACGGCAGCGGUGCUGACCUGGCGAAGGACAUGGGCGUGCCCUUGUCGGUGAUCGAGCAGGCCCAUGAGGAGCACUUCCAGGCGGCAAAGAAGACGGAGACGGACCCUGACGGCGGCCCGUACCCCGCCUACCCGUCGGGCAAGUGCUGGGACGAGGCCAGUGGCAAGACGGGCAGCGGUAAGAAGUUCUUCCACAACAUCAUCCCUGGAGACGCAGUCAAGAAUGAGCCCUUCUACGUGGCCAUCAUCACCCCAGUGAUCCACUACUGCAUGGGUGGCCUGCUCGUCGACACCGACUCCGCUUGCGUCGGCACGAGCAACACGGCGAUCCCCGGCCUCUACGCCGCAGGCGAGGUGGCCGGCGGCGUGCAUGGCAACAACCGCUUGGGCGGAAACUCUUUGCUGGACUGCGUGGUCUUCGGCCGCGUGGCGGGCAAGGCAGCUGCCAAGUACAUGUUGGGCGCAGACAUGAAGGACGUGGACCUCCGGGAGAUCACUGGCGGUGGGCUGACGGGAGCCGUUGAGAGCUCCAAGCUUGCUGGUGGCUCCUAUGAGGACAAGAUGAACUCCUCAGCACCUGCCGCAGCAGCAGCGGCGCCCGCGGCCGGUGGCGGCGGGGGUGGCGGCAUCACCUUGGCCGAUGUGGCCAAGCACAACACCAAGACGGACUGCUGGGUGGUGGUCGAUGGUCAGGUGCUUGACGUCACCAGCUUCCUGUCGGAGCACCCAGGUGGCGAGCUGGCCAUUCUCACCUUCGCCGGAAAGGAUGCCACGGAAGAGUUCAACAUGAUUCACCCUCCCGAUGUCAUCGGGAAGUACGCUCCUGAUUCCGUUGUCGGAAUGAUUGGUGGUGGUGGCGGCGGGGGUGGUGUGGCCGCUGCCGCUGGUGGAGGCGGCGGCGGUGGCGGUGGAAUCCCCCUGACGGAAGUCGCCAAGCACAACACCAAGACUGACUGCUGGGUGGUGGUCGAUGGACAGGUGCUUGACGUCACCAGCUUCUUGUCGGAUCACCCGGGUGGCGAGUUGGCCAUCCUCACCUUUGCCGGAAAGGAUGCCACGGAGGAGUUCAACAUGAUCCAUCCGCCAGAUGUGAUCGGCAAGUACGCGCCGGACUCCGUGAUCGGCGCCGUUGGCUCGGGCGUGGCCGCUGCCGCGCCCAGCGCCGCCCCCAAGGCCAGCGGGCCCAUCAGGAAGGACACGGGCAGCAAGCUCGGGAACCACCAGGCCUGGGGGCACCUGGACGGGGCGCCCAACUGGCGCGUGGACCUCGACGAGAACCCAGGUGUGCUCCUCAUCAAUGUGAAGUCCUACUUCAAUGCGACCUGGUUCCUGCUGCUGGCAGUGCUAUAUGAGGUCUGCGCCACAAUCUUCUCAGCAAAGAACAUCAAGAUCUCCAAUGACCGCCUUGGUCUGACGCGAAGCGCCAUCCUGCUGAUUCUCUUCAUCGUCAUCCAUGCGGUUGGCAAUCUCCACGUCUUCAAAGGCCCGGAUGACUUCAACGGCUACGGCUACUUCUAUGUGCGGCUGUACUGGACGGGGUUUGGCCUUCCAGCCAACAUCGUUGAGGAGUACAUCCUCCUGUCUGUGUUGCUCCACGUCUUCGUGGGCUUGAAGCGAACUUGGGACAUGAAGUUGGCCUUGGUGCAGAGCCAGGGUGUCAGCGUCCUGAACUUGGCCAUCUCUGGCCUCAUGCUGCUCACCUUCAUGACCAUCCACUUGUUCCAGUUCCGCUUCGGCGACACCGACCAGUUCGGCCCGUACUACAUCCGGCCGCCUCCGUACCUCAUCAACUUCUGGGGCAUCUCCUCCCUGAACCUCUUCUGGACCAAGGACGCCAGCAUCGAGCCUGUUGGCGUGCGUGACAUCUACGCCCUGGAAUUCCAGAUCUUCAAGAACCCUCUGUGGUCUUUCUUCUACAUCUUCUCCGUGUUCAUCUUCAUGUACCAUGCCUGCGUCGGCUGGAAGAAGGUGACGCCAGUGCUUGGCAUUCCCAGGGGGCACAUUUGGCGAGUUGAGCUCAUCGGCUAUGCCAUCAUGAUUGUCAUGGGCUUGGUCUACAUCUCCUUCCCCCUCUAUGUCAUGGCCACCACGCCUUUCUCAG